Messenger RNA from Paramecium octaurelia, 1567 nucleotides. Lineage: Eukaryota; Ciliophora; Oligohymenophorea; Peniculida; Parameciidae. The record is from the annotation of a GenBank genome assembly.
AUGUAUUAACAAUAAUUAACUAAGCUAUUUGUAAAAUAUGAUGCACCCAUUCCAUAGGACAAUAUCCUUUUUAAAACUUCAUUUUUCAAGAUGAGUAAUCACAAAGAAGUCACUUUGCUUUUAUGUAGCAAUGAUUUCAUCUAUAAAGUCAGCAACAAUAAUGUCAAAGUGUACAUACUUAAACUCAAUUAUGAGGUGAGAUUCUCAGUAAAAGCUGAAUAAACUUCAAAACAAAUACAUAAACAAAUGAAAGGAGAUGAAUUCCAUACACAAAUAUACAAACUUACUCUUGAAAGGGAUGAUUGUAAUUCGGUUGAAUUCUACAACUUCAACUUUUAAACUAUGUAUUGGUUUGAUUACCUCAGAAACAAGCUACACAUGCUGGAUUAUCAAACGCAUUAUGAGAUUAGUAAGCUAAUUGGUAAAGGAUCAUUUGCAUCUGUCUAUGAAGCAAAAGGGAAGAAUGAUCAAUAAUCUUAUGCUGCAAAAGCAUUUUACAAAAAACAAGUGUUCCAGGAUCCAAAGGGAAGAGAUUAAGUUGAAAAUGAAAUCAAUGUCAUGCGCAAACUCAAUCAUCCAAAUCUUAUCAAUUUGCAUGAAGUCUUUGAAAAUAAAGCUCAAAUCUAUUUAAUAUUGGACUUGGCAAGAGGAGGCACACUUGAAUAUGCUUUGAAAGUACUGAAUGCCCCAGUUCCAUACUUAAGUGCAAAAGUGAUAUUUCGAUAAAUACUUGAAGGUGUACAAUAUAUUCAUGAUUAGGGCAUAAUACAUAGAGAUUUGAAACCAGAUAAUAUACUUUUUAGAGAUUUCAUCCCUCUUAAGAGGUAUGGUCUCAUAAAUGUGGGUAAUAAUAUCAUGAUCAGUGACUUUGGCAUCUCCACUCCAAAACAAUAAAGAAUGGCUAUAUAUUAAUAUUGUGGCACUCCAGGUUACAUGGCCCCAGAAGUAUUUCUGGCAGAAAAUGAUAAUAAUGCUACAUAUGAUGAAAAAUGCGACGUCUUCUCCUUAGGUUGCAUACUUUAUUAUCUUCUUAUUGGCCAUCCCCUCUUUGCUUAACCAGUAAAGCAGACAAAUAUGGAAAUGAAAAUUGAUUUUGCUCAAUUAGAAAAAGACCUCAAUUAGAGUCAUUCAUUAACUGUACUUUUGUAAAGGAUGCUAUCCCAGAAUCCAUAAGAUAGACCAUCCUGCAGGGAAAUCCUUGAAUCCAAAAUAAUGGAGGUGGAGUAUGGAGAGGAUGGCAUUCCUGUAUUCAAAGAUUUCCAAAGACCCAAAAGUAGUCCACCAAAAAGAAUGUAGCCAUUGCAUCCUGAAAUUGAUAGAUCGUAAAUAUACUAUAAUAAUAAUUUUAGUAAGAGAUAGAGUAUGUUAAAUUCAAAGAUAAUUAAACUGAUGCCAAUCUUAGAAGAGAAAUAAGAAAUACGAAUUUAAGGAAAGGAUAAAACUACGAUCAUUAUAAAAUAAAGAAAUUCUCAUUUUGAUGAAGAGAGAACACCAGCAUAAAGAGUUGCUGCAGCUCGUAGAUCCUCUGCUUAUGUUCCCUCAAGCAAUCAUAAUAGCAGAAAAUGAU